AUGAGUUCUCAAGAUUAUAAGUUCGAGGGUUGGAUGGGAGAUAGCCCCGCGUCUGUAAAUGGCGCUAUGGAAUGGAGAGAAUUCAAGCCCAAGGAGUGGGAAGAGACCGAUGUCGAUAUCAAAAUCACCCAUUGCGGUGUCUGUGGUUCCGACUUACACGCCUUGCGUAGUGGAUGGGGCCCUACAAAUUAUCCCUGCUGCGUCGGACAUGAGAUCGUUGGCAUAGUCGUCCGAGUUGGCUCCAAGGCGGAAGGCGGCAUCAAAAUCGGCGAUCGAGUCGGCGUUGGUGCCCAAGGAGAAUCUUGUUUAGGUCGCAAGGGGCCCUGUGAGGACUGCGCAUCAGGAAAUGAGAGAUACUGCGGCCGUCACUGGGCAGGAACUUAUGACGGGGUUUUCAUGAAUGGAGAUAAAUCGUAUGGAGGUUAUGCGCUCUACAACCGCACCCCUUCCCAUUUCGUUGUGAAAAUCCCCGAUUCUAUCCCGUCUGCGGAAGCGGCUCCUAUGCUCUGUGGUGGAGCUACAACCUACACACCUUUAAAGCGCGACGGAUGUGGCCCAGGUAAAUCUGUUGGUAUUAUCGGAGUUGGCGGACUGGGCCACUUUGGUAUCCUCUUUGCAAAGGCCCUCGGAGCCGAUAAAGUAGUUGCUAUUUCCCGCAAGGGAAAUAAGAGGGAAGACGCCCUUAAGCUCGGUGCUGACGAGUAUAUUGCAACAGAUGAGGAUGAGGGCUGGGCUGAGAAAUAUAACCGCUCUCUAGACAUCAUCUUAUCCACCGUCUCAUCGGCAAAGAUGCCUCUGACCCAAUAUGUUGGCCUUCUAAAGGUUGGUGGCACGUUGACUCAACUAGGAAAUCCCGAUGAUGGCAAAUUGGCUAUCCCUGCCGGUGCAUUGAUCUUGAGAGGUGCAAAAUUGGGUGGCUCUGUUAUAGGUUCCCCAGGUGACAUUCGAGAAUUGUUGGCAUUGGCUGCCGAAAAGAAGAUAAAGCCCUGGAUUGAGGAACGGCCCAUGAAGGACGCAAAUCAAACCAUUCUAGACUUAAACGACGGCAAAGCACGCUACCGUUACGUGCUGGUCAAUGAGUGGUAG
This is a messenger RNA of Talaromyces stipitatus ATCC 10500, 1086 nucleotides long. RefSeq names its product zinc-binding alcohol dehydrogenase, putative. NCBI's taxonomy places the organism in Eukaryota, Fungi, Ascomycota, Eurotiomycetes, Eurotiales, Trichocomaceae. The transcript is spliced from 3 exons. The record is from RefSeq and is a predicted model, not a curated record. The coding region runs from base 1 to 1086 and encodes 361 amino acids. Gene Ontology annotation, biological process: alcohol metabolic process. Gene Ontology annotation, molecular function: zinc ion binding; alcohol dehydrogenase (NADP+) activity.